This is a messenger RNA of Pseudomassariella vexata, 3839 nucleotides long. RefSeq lists its product as uncharacterized. Gene Ontology annotation, biological process: chromatin remodeling. NCBI's taxonomy places the organism in Eukaryota, Fungi, Ascomycota, Sordariomycetes, Amphisphaeriales, Pseudomassariaceae. Gene Ontology annotation, molecular function: protein binding; histone methyltransferase activity. The record is from RefSeq and is a predicted model, not a curated record. The transcript is spliced from 2 exons. The coding region runs from base 225 to 3677 and encodes 1150 amino acids.
AUCGCAUCUAUAAUUCACUCGGAGACUUAUGCUGCCGUUGCUAUCAAUGGUUUCCAACGGCUUUUGAUAUCUAUACUGCAAUGAUCGCGGAUUUAUAUGAGCCACUGCGAAACUGGUAGUUUUGGCUGGGGGAAGGCUCGAUCUCGCAGUUUGGGGCUUGCGGGAGCUUAUUUCUAAUUCAACUCAAACUUGGAACACAAGCCAGCACGAGCCUCGCCGCUGUGAUGGCGUCAAUCGAGUUCAUCACUAUACCUUCCGAUGAUGAGUCGGGAGAUGCUGAUGGUUCCGCCCACCAUACUAGUCCUAAGCUACCAAAAUCCCAGAAGCAGCAUAGGCAGUCACAACCAUCGCCAGCCCAGUCGGCAUCUCAACAAGCCCCCCCUCAACAGCCACCUCGCGCUCGCCAACCCAUCAGCCCUCCAGCUCUCACUCGCCAGGCAAGCACAACCGCGCCGUCACCAAUGCCUGCAGGCUCGCCUUCGAGAAGCAGCAGGUUUUCUGCCCAGAAGCCCACCACCAAGGAGGAGACCCUGCCUGCCGUCUUACCAGCCAGACCGGGGAGCGCUGUAAAAACUGUUCAUCCCGUCACGUCUCCCUCCCAGCUUAGUCAACAGCAUCCCAUCCACAGGACACCUAAGCAUGGGACGCCUAAGAAAAUGGACUGGUCCACUGACAAGAUAAAGGAGCGCCUGCUCAAAUACUGGCUCAAUAUUGGUAAAGAUGGUGCUAAGCUUACUGCCCGGCAAAUUCAAAUGGCUUGGAAGAAAGAUGCCUCCCAAGCCGAAUUCGUCUCUAAGAGAAAUUGGUUCACGGAGAUGAAACUGGCACCGACAGAGGGAGGCAAGGAGACCAUAAAGAUCAAGACCAAGCACAUGGCAGCUGGCCGAGGUGGGAAACAGGAGAAGCGUGAACACUACGCCGUCAUCCCCAUCAAGACUAUCGGGGAGCCGGUGCCUGCGUACAGCUUCCAUCAUGUUGAGAUAUCCAAGAAUAUUCUUUCUCCUAACACCAUGUUGAACUUCGUGCCACAUCUGCGAGACCUGGCUGACGAGGAAGAACCCAAGUACCGACGAUGGUUGGAGAAUCUCGAAAACAUGGACAAGACAUCAGGCUUUGCCACCCUUAGCAGGCAGGAGAAAGUAACGAAGACGGCCCAGAAGGAACGUGCCACCAUACUGUUGCUUUAUCUUGACUCGUGGCUGGAUCAACUCGAGAUCGAAAACUGCACGCGGUCUACACUUAUUCGAUUUAUGGCCAGUCAAACAGACGCAGUCACUCCGCAGCAAAAAUCGAGUAUUCUCAAUUCCUACAGCGAGGAUUCUGGCUCUCCUCGAUCCGCCAAGACCAUUCGCAUGUUCACCGAGGCCUUCGACUGGGUGUUCAACGAUAUCGACAUGGACAAAAGUGCCGUCACAUUGCGCGAUGUCUUACUUCUUGAUAAGUCGGUUGAUACCAUUUUUGACUCCAAGAAGUGGAUGAAGGAUACUCCAAGUCAGGUUAAGCCGUUGGAAGAGCAGAUGACGGUUGAGUCAUUUCUCGAGACGUAUGCCUUGCUUGGCUGCUUGAUAUGCUGCAGUCACUCAUGUGAACAUGGGGAAUACGGGGUUGACAAUGAAAGAAAACGGUUCUCGGUGGAAACAGUGGGUGGCCUCGAGCCUAUGCUCCGCAAGCAGGCCAUUCAAGCCUCAAAAAAUGGACACAUACAUCCGUCUACCCAGAAGGCACUCAAACCGUGCAGCGACGACUGCUAUCUGAAUGGAAAAUCUAACACUCGCGCGCGGGCAUGGAACGAAAACGAGACUAUGCUCCUCAGGUCGUUCGCCGCUACUCUCAGCGACACAAACAUCCCGGUACAAUGCGCGACGGCUGUUGCUACUGGCAGACCGUGCUGGGAUGUGUGUCGUCAGCUGGAUAAGCUCGAUAUUACACCACCAAUGGUUUCGUCGCCAGCACCGAUCAAAGUCAAGCCUGUGAGCUGGUACGACCGCAACAAGAAGAUGCUUCUCGGUGACUGGCAAGAGCAGACCAUUACACACGAGCACCAGAGGAAAGACCACUUCGAUCCAUGCAAUCACGAUGGCCCUUGCACCUACUCGAAUUGUGCCUGUGUACAAAACCGCCUCAUGUGCGAACGUUUCUGUCGCUGCACUGCUGCAACAUGUGCUGCGAAAUUCACUGGGUGUGCGUGCCAUUCGCUGGGCAAGACAUGCGUGCCGAAGCAAAAGGAACGGCCUUGCAUUUGCGUCCAGCUUAAUCGCGAAUGCGACCCAGCUCUGUGUGGAAGCUGUGGAGCUUCGGAAAGGGCCAAUCCGCGGAACGCGGACGACGAUGCAUUGUUCACAACAGGCUGCCAGAAUUGCGCUCUUCAGCGUGGUAAACCCAAGUCCCUCGUUCUCGGGAAGUCCAUGAUUGAAAACUGCGGGUACGGUCUCUUCACCACCGAGGACAUAGCACAAGACGAAUUCGUGAUCGAGUACGUGGGCGAGCUUAUCAGCCAGGACGAGGGAGUGCGGCGAGAGGCACGCCGUGGCGAUGUUUUUGAUGAGGAGUCCAAUUCAUCGUACUUGUUCACGCUUCUGGAGCAGGAGGGCAUCUGGGUAGACGCCGCCAUCUACGGAAAUCUGAGUCGCUACAUCAACCACCAGGAUGAUGCCGACAAGCGUGGUCUGGGAUGCAACAUCACCCCUAAAAUCCUCUACGUCAAUGGUGAGUAUCGCAUCAAGUUCAGCUCCAUGCGUGACAUCAAGGCAGGUGAAGAGCUGUUCUUUAACUAUGGUGAAAACUUUCCCAACUUGACAAAGAAGCUGCUUGAUGAGCAGAAGGAAGAAGAAGAUGUCAAGAAAUGCCGCACCCGCAAGAAACAGGAUGAUGAUGACGAUGACGAUGACGUCGAAUUUAGCAAAGUUAAGAAAGCCAAGGGCGCUCCCAAGGGUAAACGCCGAGGACGGAAACCGGGACGCAAGCCGAAGAACAAGGCAUUCGGCAAGGUUGACUCGGACCCCGAAGACGACGAUGAGGUUGCCAACGAGCAGGUGCCGGAAGAAUAUCCAUUCCCUGACAUCGUGCUCAAGCCACGCAAGCGCAAGCGAGGGAGUAAUCUAGACUCCGAUUCGGAAGACGAGGAAUUCCGGCCAGCUGAUUCAGACGCUCAGUCUGCCGUCAUGGAACCGCCGACGUCACGCGGCAAGGUACGUCCCCGUAAGCAGCCCAGGGCCGUGGGACAGACGAUGCGAAAAACGGGCAGCGGCCUGUUCGGCCGGAACCCGGGUAAGGCCCAGUCGGUUAUUCAGGAAGAAGACGAGUCGCAACACACGACGCCCAAGCAACGUGGGCGGAAAGUGCGCAAGCACAGCGAAGACGAUGCCGAGGACGAUCAGGCUGUGGGCCAGGCUAUGGAGGUUGGCGGGGCGGAAUCCGAUUCUGCGGCCGAGUACACGCCGUCGCGGGCAAGGGCGCGCAUACAUCGCCAGAUGCUGAGGGACGUCGUAGAGUCUAGUCCCCUCUCGGCUCCUGACGACGCGGCCUUUGCGCAGUUACAGUUCGAGCUCAUUCAAAAAGACGAGAGAGAAGAGCAGGGACGCGACGGCGGCGCUGAUGACAGCGAUGCUAGCAGCAACAGGAUUGUUGAUCGCUCCCGGUCUCGCGUCCGGCGCCGUCCUGCUCGGUACAGCGACUAAUAGAUUCCUUGGAAACCUCAACGGAGAAUGGUACACUGGGUUGGGGCAGUUAAUUUGCUUUCACUUGUGGGGAAGCGGGAAGACAUCUACAUCUGCGUGAGAGCUCCGUACGAGGCUGUCCACUUGCUUAGCAUUCGUUAAAUCACAUUGCUUAUAACACAU